Lachancea lanzarotensis is the source of this 3018-nucleotide messenger RNA. RefSeq names its product LALA0S07e01134g1_1 (gene VPS41). Bases 1 to 3018 code for a protein of 1005 amino acids. Gene Ontology annotation, molecular function: protein binding. Gene Ontology annotation, biological process: protein targeting to vacuole; cellular response to starvation; vesicle-mediated transport. The record is from RefSeq and is a predicted model, not a curated record. Gene Ontology annotation, cellular component: HOPS complex; late endosome. Lineage: Eukaryota; Fungi; Ascomycota; Saccharomycetes; Saccharomycetales; Saccharomycetaceae. The transcript has a single exon.
AUGGCCCGGCGCGACCACCAAGCAUCAGUGGGAGAUUUUGAUCCUCACAGAAUAGCGAGCUCUGAUGUUAAAGAUAAAACAGGAGCGGAAAAACUCACAAAUGAACUGAACUACGAUCGUCCAAACGAUGAACAUGAAAUUAAGGUAAAACAACGUCAAGGAAGAGAGAAUGGAAGUACAGAUAAAUAUGAGGAGAGGGAGUUUUCCAAUGACACAAAUCAAGAUAAAAACCAGUUUGUACAUGGUGAAAAGACUUCCAGUUUUUCUUCGAAAACGACAGACAAAAGCUCAAGUAAUGCUGAAGAUGAAGAUGGAACAGAAGGAAUUCUUAGACAAGUGGGAAAGAAUGGAAAGAAUUUCGCCAAACAAAUGCCCCCAAAACAUACUGAUAGUGAAAAUAACGAUGCGUUGAGUUAUAAUAUUAAGAACGAGAAUAGUCGGGAAGACAUCGGCCAAGAAGAUAAAGAGAAAGUUGAAGUUGAAGAUGAUGAAGAGGACGAAGAAGACGACGACGCUGGGAAGGAUGAUGAUGAUGAUGAUGAUGAUGACGACGACGACGAAGAUGAAGAUGACGAACCUCCCCUACUAAAAUACUCUAGAAUCACGCAGCUUUCGAAAAACUUUCUCACAAGAGAUACCAUAUCAGCGUGCCAAUUCCACGACAAAGUUUUCGCUUUUGCUACACAUGCUGGAAUAUUACAAUUCACAGAGCCCGACUUUACCACGAUAAGGACGCUCAAAUGUCACCGAUCGUCAAUCACUUCGAUAUAUACGGAUGGAGAGCUUUUCGCAACCUCUUCAAUUGAUGGAACGGUUGUCAUCGGCUCAGUGAGAGAUAGUUCUGAUCUACUUGCGUGCGAUUUUAAAAGACCAGUCCAUGCAGUGGUAUUGGAUGAAAAGUAUAAAACUUCAAAAACUUUCGUUUCGGGAGGUAUGGCAGGAGAGGUUAUUUUGUCUCAAAGAAACUGGCUUGGGAACAGGGUCGACGUUGUGCUUGAUAAGGGGCACGGACCAAUCGUUGGGAUCUAUACUUUAGAUGACGUCCUUUUCUGGAUGAACGAUGCAGGCAUCACUUUCUACAGUAUAGCGUCGAAAAGUAAGCUAUUACAAAUACCGUUUCCCAGGGAUGAAGACGGCACAAGGCCAGAUUUGUAUUGGCCUUCUGUUCACUUCCCAGAAACAGACAGGAUAGUUAUCUCCUGGGCCCGUCAUGUUUGGACAUUCAAAGUCUCCUUAGCAACUCUGACUACUCACGGAAAUCAUUUGGGGUCCAUUUUGUCCAGUGCUGCAUCUAGUCUGAGAGCAGUCCCGGACAAAAAAAUCGAGCAUGACCACUAUCUGUACUUACCCAUGACCUUGGCAGGUGUAGUGUCUUUCCGUAAUGAUCAACUAUUGUGCUUAGAGAUACCUUCCUCCGAAAGCGCUGGAACAACCCUAAACAAUCCACAGCUAAAAGUUAUCGAUAUGUUCACUGGUGAAGAAAUCCAUGGCGAUGAAGUUGUUUCCAAAAAUCAUCAAAACCUAAAUGUCAAUGACUACCAUCUAGGUAAGCACAUUGGUAGAGAAUCCACUGAAUAUUUUAUGAUUAGUUCUCAUGAUGCGAUAUCUGCUCAUGAGUUAUCUUUACUGGAGCGAUAUCAAUGGUUCCUCGACAAUGGAAGGGACUAUGAUGCAUGGAACAUCGGCCUCUACGCUGUCGAUAAGAUGGAAAGAUUGGAAACUGGAGAACGUUACAUAAACGCGCUAAUAUCUUCUAAAAGCUGGGAAGAUGCCGCCUCUGCCAUUACCGAGAUUUUCUCCAGCACGAACAUCGAGGCGAAUGAUUCUGAUCAAUACCGACACAUUAUCGAAAAAUGGGAAGCAUAUGUUACGCUAUUGAUCGAAAAUGGAAAGGUCAACGAAAUCGCUCCGCUGGUGCCUUUGCAUCCGCAGUUGAGCUCUAAAAUCUACGACAACAUUUUGAAGUUCUACCUUGAAACUCAUCAGCUCUCCAUUUUGUCCCAUUAUACACACCAGUGGCCAAGAAACGCUUGGAACAGCCAGUAUUUUGAAAACCUUUUUGAGGAGCUGAUAGAAAAAAAUGACGAACACGUCCGUGAAUACAGAGAAGAGCUCGUUUUCUUACUUCUGACGGAGAAUAAAGAUGUAAAAGCUGUACCCCACCUCAUCCAGAUGAGAGAUUUGAGGGCUCUCGAUAUUAUUAGUGAUCAAAAAGUGCUCUCAAUGUUUGCGAGGCAGUUGUUGGAUAUCGUACUUCUUCCUUACAAUGGUGAAGAUGAAGCUCUAAACUCGCUGGGUUUAGAUCACGCACAGCGGAUUUUCAAAAAGCCGAUUAACCUUCUAGUGCAAGGGACUCAUAUGGUCGAUAUCUCCUUCAUCACUUCCAAGCUUUCGUCCUCUGAGACUUACGGCAUUUUGCUUUACCUUUUCUUACGCGAGGGCUCCAAAGCUGAACCCAUUUUGACCGCACCUUAUGAAAAUGAUAUGAUUACCCUUUACCUACAAUUUGAUCACGAAGGCCUCCUAGAAUUUUUAAAGACCAAGAAAAACUACGACGUCGAUAACGCUAUCGAGCUUUGCAGUUCAACGAAUGACUAUACCAACGAGCUAAUAUACCUAUAUGGAAAGAUCGGAGAAACUAAAAAGGCCCUUUCGCUGAUCAUAGAUAGAGGAAAUGAGCCCAAGCUUGCUAUACAAUUUGUUCAAAGUUCGGGGGAUAUUGAGUUAUGGCAGUACCUGAUAACUUACAGUAUGAACAAGCCAGCUUUCAUAAAGGCACUACUCGAAAUGAGGUCAACCUUGGGAGCCGGGCAUGUCGACAUUUUACGAAAAGUGCCUCCAACUUUGGAAAUCGAUGGGCUAAAAGUGUCUCUCGAACACAUCACCAAAGAAAACUUUAUCAACCUCAAUGUGAAGUCCGGAGUCUUUAAAAUCCUCGAUGAUGAGACAAAGCAAUUUGCUCAUGAUUUUCUCAAAUUAAGAGAAAUGGGGAAAGUCUUUAAUGUCGAUAGUUCUUGA